Molecule: messenger RNA, 270 nt
Organism: Verticillium alfalfae VaMs.102
Lineage: Eukaryota; Fungi; Ascomycota; Sordariomycetes; Glomerellales; Plectosphaerellaceae
Exons: 2
Coding region: 1-270 (89 amino acids)
Biological process (GO): translation
Cellular component (GO): ribosome
Molecular function (GO): structural constituent of ribosome
Source: RefSeq, a predicted model, not a curated record
AUGAGCGGCCCUUCAGCAAGCCGCUUCCUCGCGAGGACGGCGUUUCAAUCCAUCGCCCGUCCCACCUCUAGGUUACGCUUCGCCGGCUGGGACAAGAAGAUCAACCGCAUCGAGCUCGUGCUGCGCGGCUUCGGACAGGGCCGUGAUGCCGGCGUCAAGUGUCUCAUGAGCCCCGAGGGCGCCGUGUGGAGGCAGAAGGUCGUGCGCGUGGCCGAUUCGACAAGGCUCAAGUUUGGUGGCAGCAGGAGCAAGAACCCCAGGCGUCUGUAA